Molecule: messenger RNA, 1137 nt
Organism: Caenorhabditis remanei
Lineage: Eukaryota; Metazoa; Nematoda; Chromadorea; Rhabditida; Rhabditidae
Exons: 10
Coding region: 1-1137 (378 amino acids)
Molecular function (GO): protein binding
Source: RefSeq, a predicted model, not a curated record
AUGAUCAGUGUUACCGUAGCAGCCCAGGGAAAACCAAAACGGCUCUUUGGUGGAAAUUUCAGAGCAUAUGGAAGUGGACGGUUAUCAAUAUGUGAGCUGGAAAAGGAUCCAACUGCUUUGAAAACUAAUGAAACGGGUCUCAGCACAACGACCGUCAAGAUAUGUAUGUUUGUAAAUAAGCUCUUCGAAUUGCUGACAACUUUCAUUCAUUACUGUCUCCCUUACUUGUUCAAUCAGAAGCAGACAUGGUAUUGUCCCACAACUCGCAAAGAAGUGGUUGUACCAGAUCCAGUAAUGCAGCCGGAUCUGGACUGUCCAGCUCUUGUAGAAGUUUUCAAGUUCUUGGAUAUCGAUGAUAUGCUGAAUUGUAAACUGGUGUGUUGGAAGUGGAAUACGGCAAUCAGUGAGAAUGCAUGUGAGCUUGCAACCACCAAGACGGAUCAGAUCCGAAUUCUAUUCGAUGAAGGUGAAGUCGUCUUGUACCCAAUAGACGAGAAAAGGUGCCCAAUUCGUCACCCACUACCACCACUGCAGGUACUCCGAAACCGUCUUCGCCACUUAACCACCCAGUCUCUAUUUGUAAGAGGUCUGAUUCCAGUUGAAUCUGGUCCAGUAUUACGGUUACUACUCAGUUUGACUCUUCAGCCACAACAAAUGUAUUUCAUUUGGAGCAAGUUUUCUGCGGACUCCAUCUUUUUGUUUGAGGAACUAGUCAAGCAAAACUCUGACACUGUCACCGACUUUGGACUAGAAGAAUGCUCCCCAUCACAUCUACUGACAGAUCGCUUGUUGUCUCCAAUUGCUAGUCAUCUGACAUCUCUCCGCUUGUGGAACAAUGGGAAGGGUUCACAUUACGGCGUAACUGACGACACACUUAUUCGUAUUAACCAAGCGAUUCUCCGCGGAUCUCCAGUGGAAACCAUUGACUUGGGGACUUGUUUCGUUUCGAGUGAGGUUGUGUCAUCAAUUGUUAAAAGCUGGGAGCAAACCUCGACAAGUGAUUUGACCAUUAUGUUGAGUCACUGUUAUCCGGUCAACAAACCAGAAGUCAUUCGGCUUCUGCAAGAGAGUAAUAUCACAUUGAAGAAGAAUCAGCAACUACAUUCCAAGAAUCAUAUGUUGACACUUGUAUGUUAA